This is a messenger RNA of Phytophthora sojae, 1446 nucleotides long. RefSeq lists its product as hypothetical. Bases 1 to 1446 code for a protein of 481 amino acids. NCBI's taxonomy places the organism in Eukaryota, Oomycota, Peronosporomycetes, Peronosporales, Peronosporaceae. The transcript is spliced from 3 exons. The record is from RefSeq and is a predicted model, not a curated record.
AUGUCUUCUCCGCUACUGGUCGUUGAGCUGGUGCUCCGCCAGCAGAAUGAAGGCGUCGCACUCGACCACCUCGGACGCCUCAUCGCUGACUACCUGGGCCCGGACAGGAACCUGCCACUGAGUGACGCCUGCAAGCUCGGGUCCACGACGCUCCUGGACUGGAUGUGGGAGCGCAGCCCCGUUUCCACUGCAGAUAGACCUUCUCGUUGGUCGCUGACGAACUAUCUGCGGUCGGACCCACACUAUUACCAGUAUCAGUUCCGCGAAUCGAUGGUGGCUGCUACGAAGCAGGGUGACUUACGAGUAAUCCAGUGGCUGAUGGAGCGUUUCUCGGUCUGUCAGGUGCCGGUGAGUGUGGUGGAGAUCGCUGCAAAGCGAGGUCGACUCGAUAUACUGCAGUUUCUGCUGGAGCACGACGCUGCCCAAGAAGGAGAAGAAGAAAAGAGCGGGGUUCCAUGGGGCAACGUGGUGCACUGGGGAGGGGAUAGUAUGGAGAGGGCUGCGCUGGUAAAGCGGUUUGACAUUGUCCGGUUUAUCUAUGAGAACACCCCCGGGGGUGCACACAGCUACGCGCUUGGUACAACUAUUCGACUCGCUUUGGACGCUGGUGAGAUGGCUCUGGCGGAGGAACUGUUGCCUGCUGGGGGAAAUAUCCUAGAUUACGGGAAGUUCUCGUCCAGCCCAGUUGUGCUCGAACGCAGCUUUGCCGCUGGUCUAUUGAACGACGAGCUUCACGCUGGGGUUGCUUUAGAGAAGUUGGUGCAGUCCGGAAGCUUGGAACUGAUGAAGAAAAUCUGGCAGAAGCACGGCCAACUCACGUCGACGGGUGACUGGAUGCAGCAUUGGCUGCAGGGAAUGGUAACGGCGUGUAAGAUGGGGGACCUUGUUGUUCUGCAGUGGGUGGUGGAGCACACGUCGGGCCGAGCGGCUAUCGCGCACUUGAAGGAGAUCAACAAGAUGUUCCCACUGCUGUACCACGCAACUUUUGGGAACCAAUUAAACGUGAUGCAGUAUCUCCAAGAGCACGGAGCGGCAGCGGAUUAUGGGAACUCCCUCCUGUGUGCGAUUCGCAUAGACAACAUGGACGCUGUGACGUGGCUGGUCGAGCAUUUUCCUCCGUCUGAAAAGAUCCCAGAGCAUUGUGUACUCGUGGAAGCUGCGAGGUAUGGACGGGAUCUGUCUCUCAAGAGCAGUGGAAAUUUGUCCGAGGCAGCGCUGGCCACCGACCAUGUCCGAGUUGGGCACUGGUGUUUGACUCAUCUUCCGGCCCAUUCUCCCACGUCAUUGGAGUUGUCAACUUACACCGGAUUCGAGGUGUUGUUGUUCGUGCACUUGCACUAUCCGGAGCUGUUCACCCCGCGCUUUUUGGCAGAAAUACGAGCGAGGAUGGGGUUCUCAGAAGCGUAUGACUUCCAAGAGAAGUGGCUCUACGCCUUGGUGUCAUGA